This is a messenger RNA of Sporothrix brasiliensis 5110, 1308 nucleotides long. RefSeq names its product peptide chain release factor subunit 1. The coding region runs from base 1 to 1308 and encodes 435 amino acids. The transcript has 4 exons. Gene Ontology annotation, cellular component: translation release factor complex; cytosol. NCBI's taxonomy places the organism in Eukaryota, Fungi, Ascomycota, Sordariomycetes, Ophiostomatales, Ophiostomataceae. The record is from RefSeq and is a predicted model, not a curated record. Gene Ontology annotation, molecular function: sequence-specific mRNA binding; translation release factor activity, codon specific. Gene Ontology annotation, biological process: cytoplasmic translational termination.
AUGAGCGACCCCCAGAGCAAUGAGGCCGAGAAGAACAUCGAGAUGUGGAAGGUGAAGAAGCUGAUCAAGCGGCUCGAAGCUGCUCGCGGCAACGGAACCAGCAUGAUCUCGCUGAUUAUUCCGCCCAAGGAUCAGGUCUCGCGUAUCUCCAAGAUGUUGGCCGAAGAAUACGGUACCGCCUCGAACAUCAAGUCGCGUGUCAACCGCCAGUCGGUGUUGUCCGCCAUUACCUCGACCCAGCAGCGCCUCAAGCUUUACAACAAGGUCCCGCCCAAUGGUCUUGUCGUGUACUGUGGUGAAAUCUUGACCCAGGAGGGCAAGGAGCGCAAGGUCAACAUUGACUUUGAGCCCUUCAAGCCCAUCAACACCUCGCUGUAUCUCUGCGACAACAAGUUCCACACCGAGGCCCUUGCCGAGCUGCUCGAGUCCGACCAAAAGUUCGGCUUCAUCAUCAUGGACGGUAACGGCGCUCUCUUCGGUACGCUCAGCGGCAACACGCGCGAAAUUGUGCACAAGUUCUCUGUUGAUCUGCCCAAGAAGCACGGACGUGGUGGUCAGUCCGCUCUGCGUUUCGCCCGUCUGCGUGACGAGAAGCGCCACAACUACGUCCGCAAAGUGGCCGAGCUGGCCGUGCAGAACUUCAUCACCAACGACAAGGUCAACGUGGCCGGCCUCAUUCUUGCUGGUUCCGCCGAUUUCAAGAACGACCUCAACGCUUCCGACAUGUUCGACAACCGACUGGCUGUCAAGGUCAUCAAGGUCGUCGACGUGUCGUACGGUGGCGAGAACGGCUUCAACCAGGCCAUUGAGCUGUCGUCGGAGACGCUCGGCAACGUCAAAUUCAUCCAGGAGAAGAAGCUGAUCGGCAAGUACUUUGAGGAGAUCAGCCAGGACACCGGCCGCGUUUGCUACGGUAUCGAGGACACGCUCAAGGCGCUGGAGCUCGGUGCCGUCGAGACGCUGAUUGUGUUCGAGAACCUCGAGAUCACGCGCUGGGUGCUGAAGGACAGCAACGGUGCCGACAUCGUCCUGCACACGACCAAGCAGCAGGAGACUGGCAACCGCGAGAAGUUCCUCGACAAGGUGACCGGCCAGGAGAUGGAGGUCUCGUCGCAGGAGUCGUUCCUCGAGUGGAUCGCCGAGCACUACAAGGAUUUUGGUACCGCGCUGGAGUUUGUGUCGGACCGCUCGACCGAGGGCAACCAGUUCGUCAAGGGCUUUGGUGGCAUUGGCGGUCUGCUGCGCUACAAGGUCAACUUCGAGCAGUUGGCUGAAGUGGAUGACGACGAUGACUACUACGAUGAUUGA